This is a messenger RNA of Condylura cristata (star-nosed mole), 8931 nucleotides long. RefSeq names its product B-Raf proto-oncogene, serine/threonine kinase (gene BRAF). NCBI's taxonomy places the organism in Eukaryota, Metazoa, Chordata, Mammalia, Eulipotyphla, Talpidae. The record is from RefSeq and is a predicted model, not a curated record. The transcript is spliced from 19 exons. Gene Ontology annotation, cellular component: cytosol; plasma membrane; mitochondrion. Gene Ontology annotation, biological process: signal transduction; protein phosphorylation. The coding region runs from base 1 to 2199 and encodes 732 amino acids. Gene Ontology annotation, molecular function: ATP binding; protein kinase activity.
AUGGUAUUAAAGUUUUCAUUUGAGCAACUUAAGGUGUGGAAUAUCAAGCAAAUGAUUAAGUUGACGCAGGAACAUAUAGAGGCCCUGCUGGACAAGUUUGGCGGGGAGCACAACCCACCAUCAAUAUACCUGGAGGCCUAUGAAGAAUACACCAGCAAGCUAGAUGCCCUUCAACAAAGAGAACAGCAGUUGCUGGAAUCCCUGGGGAAUGGAACUGAUUUUUCUGUUUCUAGCUCUGCAUCAACGGACACCGUCACGUCUUCUUCCUCUUCUAGCCUUUCAGUGCUGCCUUCAUCUCUUUCAGUUUUUCAAACUCCCACAGAUGUGUCACGGAGCAACCCCAAGUCACCACAAAAACCUAUUGUUAGAGUCUUCCUACCCAACAAACAGAGGACUGUGGUACCUGCAAGGUGUGGCGUUACAGUCCGGGACAGUCUAAAGAAAGCACUGAUGAUGAGAGGUCUUAUUCCAGAGUGCUGUGCUGUUUACAGAAUUCAGGAUGGAGAGAAGAAACCAAUUGGCUGGGACACUGAUAUCUCCUGGCUCACUGGAGAAGAAUUACAUGUAGAAGUGUUGGAGAAUGUUCCACUUACAACACAUAACUUUGUACGGAAAACUUUUUUCACCUUAGCAUUUUGUGACUUUUGUCGAAAGCUGCUUUUCCAGGGAUUCCGCUGUCAAACAUGCGGUUAUAAAUUUCACCAGCGUUGUAGUACAGAGGUUCCACUGAUGUGUGUUAAUUAUGAUCAACUUGAUUUGCUGUUUGUCUCCAAGUUCUUUGAACAUCACCCAAUACCACAGGAGGAGACCUCCUUACCAGAGACCGCCCUUACAUCUGGAUCUUCCCCUUCUGCACCCCCCUCUGAUUCUAUUGGGCCCCAAAUUCUCACCAGUCCGUCUCCUUCAAAAUCCAUUCCAAUUCCACAGCCUUUUCGACCAGCUGAUGAAGAUCAUCGAAAUCAAUUUGGACAAAGAGACCGGUCCUCGUCAGCUCCAAAUGUACAUAUAAACACAAUAGAACCUGUCAAUAUUGAUGACUUGAUUAGAGAUCAAGGGUUUCGUAGUGACGGAGGAUCGACCACAGGUUUGUCUGCCACCCCCCCUGCCUCCUUACCUGGCUCGCUUACCAAUGUGAAAGCAUUACAGAAGUCUCCAGGACCUCAGCGGGAAAGAAAAUCAUCUUCAUCCUCAGAAGAUAGGAAUCGAAUGAAAACUCUUGGCAGACGGGACUCCAGUGACGAUUGGGAGAUUCCUGAUGGGCAGAUCACAGUGGGACAAAGAAUUGGAUCUGGGUCAUUUGGAACAGUCUACAAGGGAAAAUGGCAUGGUGAUGUGGCAGUGAAGAUGUUGAAUGUGACAGCACCCACACCUCAGCAGUUACAGGCCUUCAAAAAUGAAGUAGGAGUACUCAGGAAAACUCGACAUGUGAAUAUCCUACUCUUCAUGGGCUAUUCAACAAAGCCACAGCUGGCCAUCGUCACCCAGUGGUGUGAAGGCUCCAGCUUAUAUCACCAUCUCCACAUCAUUGAGACCAAAUUUGAGAUGAUCAAACUUAUAGAUAUUGCAAGGCAGACUGCACAGGGCAUGGAUUAUUUACAUGCCAAGUCAAUCAUCCACAGAGACCUCAAGAGUAAUAAUAUUUUUCUUCAUGAAGACCUCACAGUAAAAAUAGGUGAUUUUGGUCUAGCCACAGUGAAAUCUCGGUGGAGUGGGUCCCACCAGUUUGAACAGUUGUCUGGAUCCAUUCUGUGGAUGGCACCAGAAGUAAUCAGAAUGCAAGAUAAAAACCCAUAUAGCUUUCAGUCAGAUGUAUAUGCUUUUGGGAUUGUUCUGUACGAACUGAUGACUGGACAGUUACCGUACUCAAACAUCAACAACAGGGACCAGAUAAUUUUUAUGGUGGGACGAGGAUACCUGUCUCCGGAUAUCAGUAAGGUACGGAGUAACUGUCCAAAAGCCAUGAAGAGAUUAAUGGCAGAGUGCCUAAAAAAAAAGAGAGAUGAGAGACCACUCUUUCCCCAAAUUCUCGCCUCUAUUGAGCUGCUGGCCCGCUCUUUGCCAAAAAUUCACCGCAGUGCAUCAGAACCCUCCUUGAAUCGGGCUGGCUUCCAAACAGAGGAUUUUAGUUUGUACGCUUGUGCUUCUCCAAAAACACCCAUCCAGGCAGGGGGAUAUGGAGAAUUUGCAGCCUUCAAGUAGCCACACCAUCAUGGCAGCGUCUACUCUUUAUUUCUUAAGUCUUGUGUUCGUACAAUUUGUUAACAUCAAAACACAGUUCUGUUCCUCAAAUCUUUUUUUAAAGAUACAGAAUUUUUCAAUGCAUAAGCUGGUAUGGACCAGAAUGGAAGUUUUUUUCCACCCAACAAAAGAGGGAAGAAUGUGUCUUAGGAACCAGAAUUCUCUGCUGCCAGUGUUUCUUCUUCAUCACAAAUACCACGUGCACCCAAGUCUGCCCACUCCCAGGAAGAAAGAGGAGAGACCCUGAGUUCUGACCUUUUGAUGGUCAGGCAUGAUGGAAAGAACCUGCUGCUACAGCUUGGGAGAUUUGCUCUGGAAAGCCUGCCAGUCAACCUUGCCCUUCUAACCGCCAGGUCAAUGUGUGGCUGACCAUCUGAUGGGGCAGUUGCAAUCACCAAGCAUCGUUCUCUUUCCGGUUCUGGGAUUUUUGUUGCGGAGCUCUUUCCCCUAGCCACCACCGGUUCCUUUCUGAGGGAUGGAACAAAAAUGCAGCAUGCCCUUUCAGGGUGGCGCAUGCACAGUCCUCGACAGCUCUUACAGAUGAAACUAUUCUGUCUCAAUGGAGGAUGAGCGGUGAGGAGGUCAUUUGGGGUAGAGGAAAAGGGAAUGCUGCAUCUUUUUCCUGACCUUCUGGGUUUCUGGCCUUUUGUUUCCUUCUCGCUGAGGGUGUCUGCCUAACCACCUGGGCGGGAAAGAGGUGCACGUGUGCCUUCUUUCCUCAUGGGUCCAGCAAUGAAGACAAGUGUUUGGGAUCUUUCUCCUCCACAAUGUAGCAAGUUCUCAGGAAAUACAGUUGAUAUCUUCCUCCUAAGCUCUUCCAGUCACCAAGUACUUCUGUGGCUACUUUGCCCAGGGCACAAAAUGCGCUGGCAUUCUCUAAUUUAAAGCCUACAAAACUGUUUGAUUACAGUUUUGAAUGUGAGACAUUUAUGUAAUUUAAAUGUAAGGUACAAGUUUUAAUUUCCAAGUUUCUUCUAUUAUAUUUUUAUUAAAAAGAAAAUAAUUUUCAGAUUUAAUUGAAUUGGAAUAAAAUAAUACUUCCCACCAGAAUUAUAUAUCCUGGAAAAUUGUAUUUUUGUUAUAGAAACAACUUUUAAAGAAAAAUCAUUAUCCUUUUCUCUAUCUAAAUAUGGGGAGUCUUAGCAUAAUGACAAAUAUUUAUAAUUUUUAAAUUAAUGGUACUUGCUGGAUCCACACUAACAUCUUUGCUAAUAUCUCAUUUUUUCUUCCAAUUUACUCCUACACUACAUUCUACAUCCUCUUUCUAGUCUUUUAUCUAGAAUAUGCAACCUAAAAUAAAAUUGGUGGUGUCUCCAUUCAUUCUCCUUCUUCCUUUUUUCCCAAGCCUGGUCUUCAAAAGGUUGGGUUAUAUGGCAGCAGGGUUCCCCGGGCCAAGACUAGAGCGACUGUAGGUGUAUCUGGACUGAGGGAGGAUGUGUGAAGCCAGCCGUCAGUUGUUUGUAGCAAGAUCUGCUGUGGUAUUUAAGAGAAAGCUCAUGCUCUGUCUUUGCAUGAAAGGAAUUAUAACCUAGUCCUGGCUUUGGCCUUUACUGACCGUGCAGGCGGUGGCAGCAGUGAAAAGUGACUCUGGAUGUAACUGGCAAAUACCUCUGAUACCAUGAGUCUGGAAUCCCCAGUCAGGACUUAGGAAUGUAAAUCAAAUCAAUUGUACUUUAGCCCAACCAAGCUAUAUAGCCAAGACCUGCUGUAAGAAAUCAGACAGGGCCUGUAACAUGAACCAGGGAAUUAAAAACAGUUACUUAAAAAUUCCAAAUGCAACAUGCCCCUCUGUAUUUUAGUCUGCUAAAGCUCACUGCCACCAGACGGGUUUUUGCUGGAAUAUGCUUUCAGAGGAAGACCUUUUGGAGAUCCUGCAGACUUGUCAAAGGUUGUCCCAGUAAAAUGGAAAAUAUCCUGGAGUUAUGACUGACCAUGUUGGAAGGGCAAUGGGUCCUUCUGGCAGUAGCUUAGACAGCUCAGACCCUGGGAGGAGGAAACUGGUGCUGACUAGAAGGGCCUCUCGAGGGCUGGGUGGUCUGUUUUCCUUUUGUAAUCUGUCCCCAGAGGCUUUUAGACAUAACUGUACCCUCUACCAAGAUUUGGGGAGCUCUGGGCUUGACCGUUAGCAGGCCCUGUGAGUGCCGGGGCGCUGUGGGAGCCGGGCAGGGCCGCCGCAGACAGGAGCUAGUUGCGAGGAAGCGUGGUGCGGGACUGUCCAGAGCCCAGCUCAAGGGAGGCUCGUUUUUCCCCCGCUUCCUCAUUUGAAAAAGGAAAACAGACUUGAUAGUAAAGUUAGUCUCAGGAGACCAGGGAUUUUUAUAGCGCCCUUACAAAUAAAAAUUUUUCUUCAUUCCCUUUUUUUUUUUCCAUGAAAGUUUACAGAUUGAAAAAAGGGUUUUCUCUGUUUUAUUUGCUUUUUUUCUUUGAUGCUUAGAAAAUGACUUCUCGAGCUCCUAAGAAGAUACAAGGAAGAACUCCUUGUCUGUGCAAAGCACUUUACAAGUAAUUGUAUAGAUAGUAUGUGGCUGCUUACCGGUUACUUUGUAGGCUGGAGUAUCUGUCUUUUCUGUGAAACGGCUGCAGUGCCUUCUGUCGUAUAUUUUAGCUGGGGCAAGGAGAGGUGAAGCCUUCUGAAAAAGAGUAAGCAUAAAGAAUUGUUUCUAAACAUGUAGUAUUCCUGAUGGACUUUUUCAUCAUAGAAAUAGAGUUGGUGUCAAGACUGCCACAGAAUCGUGACCAAAAGGUAGUUUAUAAAAGGGAUUUGUGAAUAGGAAAUUCAGUGCGAUCGUAUGUACAACUUUGCACCUUAAAAGAAGGUUUAGCUGUCAAAGUCUGGGUCUUGGACUUUGAGUCCCUGAGUGUAUUGCAAUUUGGUGGCAGAGUGGGGCAUCCCAGGAGAUAAAAUAUGAAGUAUGAGAUUUAUAUUGGUGUUGCAGAAGAGAGAGCAUUAUACAGUUAGAAAGAAUUCAAGACUUCAACACUGUCAACCAGAAGCUUUGUAAAUAUUGACUAGAUUUUUGUGUGGUGCCAUUAGAGCUCUUUAUCGUAUGAUGUUCUCUGAUUCAUCAGGCAGGGGCCGGAUGGCCACAUGCCCCUCCUCAGACUGCCCCUCCUGGACACUCACCUUUCCAGCCUCCUGCAAAACCUCAUCUAGCUUUAGUUUGAAACACAUUGUGGGGUUCAGGUGACCUCUUCAAAAAACUACCUCCUCAGAAUGAGGUAAUGAGUAAGUUAUUUAUUUUAAAAUAUGAAAAAAGUCAGGAGCUCUGGAACAUGAAGAUGGUUUAAGUUCUUUCUUUAUGUGUUCUUGUGUUUGGGCGCUCUCAUUUUGUCCCAAAGGGCAUUAAACAUUUAAGCAGCAGUGCUGAAAAAUGUAGCUCAGCGUAUCCGAAUGUCUGAAAGCGGUGCCAGAAUCUGUUGAGGGGUCCGUUCCAGAAUCUUAACCUUGUCAGUUACACGAAAUUAAAUAGCUGUGGUAUCACUUCACUGACAGUGCUACAUUUCAAUCUUCAGUAGCUUCACACGAUAGCCAUCUUCACGAUGAGCCCCCUCCCAGCCUUGUCACGUGCACAGAAACUCCUAGAGAGACUGCCCAGCGACAAGGGGAGUGUGAUCACUAUUUUGCAAGGUUCUUUGUCCAUAUUAAGUUGGCGUUGUCAGUGCUAGAAUAUCAGCACCUUGACACUGGCAAAUUCCAAACCUUUAGGUUAUUUUAAAAAAUAAAAUAAAGGAAGGUCUAUGAACCUGAGCAGAAACAGCUGAUGGUUCUUACCCGGAAGUGGUGUAGGUGAGGCUCGAGAAAAACACCUCGACAAUUUGCCAAAUGAUUAUACUGUGCCUUCACGAUGCAAUAAAAAAAAAAGCUAAAAUUAUAGCAGAAAUCAGUGAUUUGUGAAGAGAGCAACCACUCUGGUCUAACUCAGCUGUGUUAAUAUUUUCUAGAGUGCAAUUUAGACAGCAAAGAUAAUGCACUAAAGAGUUUAUAGCCAAAAUCACAUUUAAAAAAUGAGAACACACAGGUAAAUUUUCAGUGAACAAAAUUAUUUUUUUAAAGCACAUAAUCCCUAGCAUAGUCAGAUAUAUUUAUCACAUAGAGCAACUAGGUUGAAAUUAGAGUUCAGAAACAUUUCUAGGGAAGCUUUUUCUACUCCCAUAGGUUCUUCACAGCAUGGAACUUUUAUAUAACAGAAAUGUUUGACACAUUUUGAGAGAUUGCUGUAGGUUAGGGUUGAAGUACUGUAUGCUGGGCAGCAGUCACAAUAGCUGAGAAAGAGGAAAAUAACAGCUCAGACAGGGUUUGAUUUGCGGUUCCCAGAGGACUGCUGCCUAGACUGGCUUUUCAGAGUUUGAAACUUCAUGUCCACUUGCCUCCCAGGACCUGUUUGCAAAUUAAGCAGGACUGUGCUGCUAAUGUUGUUGGGGAGCUUUGGGGCCAGUGGAGCUCAUUAAUGAGGGGGCACUGGAAUAAUGAGCUGCCAGCAGGUGUGGAUUGGGCACUGUGAGUGCCUGUGUCUCCUUUAGUUCCUGGACACCCCCAAGAAAGCCAGAGGACUGUCCUCGAGGAGUUUCCAGAUUUCCCUGAAAGCACGCUGCUAACUGCACUAGGCUGGACCCCAGACGUGCAGGGCGUCUGCUGGUGUGCUGUGGCCGGAGAAGGGUGUUCCCAGUGCAUUCCUGUUCUCGGUUGCUAGCUCCGGUGAAUGAAAAUACUGCGGAGGCUUGCUUGAUCAGUCCACUAGACAGGAAGCUUUGCGCUGUUCUCAGAAACCUGUUUUCGCUUCUACUUGGGCAAAGAGACUUAAAUUGAAGUUCAGUCCUAAAUUUGUCACGUGGAGUGGGGGGGGGGGGUUUAGCAGUUUCAGGUAUUUUUAAGGUUGGCUGUGCAUUACUUAAAAACACAUAGGGAGAGUCAGUCUCAAAAUGAUUAAGGAAAUAUUUUUAUUUCAAUCUCCAUAACUUGUUUUAAUUACUAGAUCAUUUCCCAUAAAAUGAAAUUUCGUUCAGCUGUCGUGGCCAGUGGUGGCGAUCACAGCGUCUGGCCAUGGUGCACAAGACACAGCCAGUGCAGCCAGUGCCGUGAUGCAUCUACGUUAAAGGGGUCUGUGGAGUGAAGUACUCUUUAAAAACAGAGGACUCAAGUGUUUACUCACGUUAAAAUCCAGAAAAUAUGUCUGCAAACCAUUCGCUUCUCCCAUCAGGCCGAGUAGAUCGUCCGCACAGGAGUGACCCAUUCUGUUAGAUUUCAGUGUAGGAAUCAGGUGGGAAGUCACUUAGUAGGAGGGGGGUGGGGAGAGGGACUAAGCAAGCUGCUUAGUACCGGGUUUGUUCUGAAAAUGAUUGUGGCGUCGGUGUUAAGUCUCUUCCAACCUGCGUAUUUUGACGUGUGAGUUACAAACGAGGAACCCUGGACUCGUGUGAGCACCGAACCUCAGACUGGGCUCAAGUGGAGAGAGAAUGGACCAAAUGGGAGGGGGAGGGUGUGGGACUACAUCGGAGGGUUGGGGAAACUUGCCGUGAGAGGAGGAAAAACCCAUUACCUGAAAAUGUAAGCGUGCAAUAGUGAGCUUUUCAUUCUAAGCUGUGAACGGUUUUUUAAAAAAUCAUUCCUACCACAUUUGUGUGUGUGCCGUAGCUGAGGAAAACCAGCUAUCUAAACAUGUAAUGCCUUUUAUUCCUGUUCCUCACCAACUCGAGUGGCUAAUCUUUGUCGUGAAUCUUCAUGUACUUCUAGUUUACAUACAGGGCUGUGCGCGCGCGCGGGCCGUGCCCUUCCCGUGCAGCCGAAGUUGCAUUUAUUGGGCCUCGUUUCCUUCGGCCAGAGCUCGAGGGAUGGUCAGUUUGACCUCGGCGUGUCCGCCUGCAGGGCCUCCGUGGCGCGGAGUGCGGGGCUCUCGGUGGGUGGGUGGGUGACCCUGAGCUGACCCUUCCUGGCGGGCAGCUGGCGGGCGUUGGAGCUCUGUUCUGGUCAUCGCUGUUUUUUGAUUCAGGCCAAAAAGGGAAAUCACCCCCCUCUUCAUUUACUUCUUGGUUUAAGGACAGCUCUCCUGUAAGGGAGAGGAAGGGAAAUCCCGUUGUGACUGCGGUGAAUGCUGGCCUCGGGUUUUCGCGCCGGACCUCGCGCCGUUCCGUGCAUCCCUCCUCUCUCUGCCAAAAGUUAGGACUUGGUUCGCUUCCGUUCCACUCAAGCGUUGAAAAGGUCUGGGGUGUGCCCAGUGAAAAGAUGGGGGCUUUUUAACUGUCCACAGACCUCUCUGUACCUGCUUUGCAAAAAUUAUAAUGAAGUAACUAUUUUUAAAGCUUAUUUUUCAAUUCAUUAAAAAAUUUAUUUUCAGUCAAAUGGAUGAUGUCUCUCUUUUCCCUUAAUCCUCAAUGUUUGCUUGAAUCUGCCCCCCCCCCCUUUUUUUUUUAAGAACUUCUUCCCCAUACCUACUUCUGGAUACUUUGGUUCUCUUUCCUGCUCAGGUCCCUUCAUUUGUACUUUGGAGUUUUUCUCAUGUAAAUUUGUACAAUGGAAAAUAUUGUUCAGUUUGGAUAGAAAGCAUGGAGAAUUAAAUUUUAAAACAGAUAGCUGAAAUUCAGAUUGAAGAAAUUUAUUUCUGUGUAAAGUUAUUUAAAAACUCUGUAUCAUAUAAAAGGCAAAGUUCUAUGUACUUGAUGUGAAUAUGCAAAAACUGCUAUAAUAAAGACUGACUG